CUCGUGCUGAUUGCGUGUUAUCAUACUAGUGUCUGGGGUUACCGCUACCCCGCAUCAGCGUAUCGCUUAAGUGUACAUCCACCUGCGUUGGGAUUGAAACGGCUGCUCGUGGCGGUGUUGCAAGCUUGACAGAUUGCAUAAAUCACCAAAAAGACGGUACUACGUCCAAGAUGGAUAUCCUACAGCAGAUCGACGACUUACCGGACCCGGUCGUGGCUGAGAAAGCGCGCAAAGCGAUCCUCGUUCUCCGUCGAACGUGCGCAUUAUAUCCGCUUGACAAAAUUGCGUUCAGCUUCAACGGUGGAAAGGACUCGACCGUAAUUCUGCACCUGCUGCGAGCAGCGGUGGCGCAGCUGCAGGGCCCCGAGGCGAAAGGUCUAGGCGGCAUUCAGAGCUUUUACUUCCGCAAAUCUGAUGAUUUUCAGGAGGUCAUGAAAUUCGUGGAGAGCUCUGACGCCCAGUACGGCCUGAAUGUGUCGUACAUAGCCGAGCAGGACUUCAAACGCGGCCUCACGGACUACCUGGCCCGCACGGGCGUCAUGGCCAUCGUGCUGGGGACCAGGAGGGGCGACCCCAAUGCCGGCGGCCAGGACGUGUUCUGUCCCUCCUCCGAGGGCUGGCCGCCCUUCAUGCGCGUCAACCCCAUCCUUGACUGGACCUACCACGACGUGUGGCUGCUGCUGCGCGCCACCCGGGUGCCGUACUGCGGGCUGUACGACCAGGGCUACACCUCACUGGGCGGCACCGGCAACACGCUGCCCAACAGCGCGCUGCUCCGCUCCGACGGGCGCUACGAGCCCGCCUACCACUUGGCGGACGGCAGGCUGGAGCGGGUGGGGCGGGUGCACCCGGCCAGGGGCGGCAGCGGCAGCAACAGCAGCGUAAACAAGCCUGCAGGGGAAUCCGCAGCAGGGGGGGCGGCAGCAGGGGCGGCCGCACAACGCCCCCCACCACCACCAGCUGCAUGUGCCGCAGCUGCCGCGGGUGCCACUGCCGCAGCUGCUGCCGCCACCGACGCUGUGCUGGCGGCCGCACUGCAGGGGACAGCGGUGCACCAUUACCACCACCACCAACAACAACAACAACAACAACAACAACAACAAUAUCAGCAGCAGCAACAAGAAGCAGCAAAUGGUAUCAAUCCGGCGGGUGCGGGUGCGGAUGCCGCGGGUCCUAGUGCGGCAAACGGGCAGGACGGGCAGAGCCCGGUGCUGCAUGCCGGUGGGGAAGCCGGCGCGACAGCAGCGCAGCAGCAGGGGGGGCAGGCGGGGUCGUGUUGCCAGGCAGCGGCGCAGCAGCAGUCUGCUGUGGCGGCCGGCGGCAGUGCUGCGGGAGGAGGAGUCAUUGGAACGGGAUCAGCAGCAGCAGCAGCAGCGGCUUUGGAGGAGCGGGCGGAACCCGGGGGUGAUGCUGUGGAUGGGGGAGGCCGCGACGCCGGCAGCACUAGCAGCAGCGGUUCCGGUGCUGAGGCUGAGGCUGGGGCUGCUGCCGCUGUGGCGCCCCCAGCUGGCCCGGUCUCUGAGCUGACCCGCAGUGCCGCCAUUGUUAUUGUGGGGGACGAGCUGCUGUCGGGGAAGGUUGAGGACGUCAACGCGCGCUUCCUGUGUCGGGAGCUGCGCUCGCUGGGCUGGCAGGUGCUGCGUGUUGUGUUCGUGCCGGACACGGUGGACGAGAUCUCCAGUGCGGUGCGGGCGCUGGCGGCGGUGGUGGAGCUGGUGAUCACGGCGGGGGGCAUCGGGCCCACCCUGGAUGACGUCACCAUGCAGGGGAUUGCUCUGGCGGUGGGGCAGCCGCUGGUCAGGCUCCCCGCCAUGGUGGAGCGCCUGUCCAGCUACUUCGGCGCCUCCCGCCUCACGCCCGCGCACCUGAAGAUGGCGGAGGGCCCGCAGCACGCCGAGCUGAUCGACUACGCGCUGCCCGACUCCGGUCUGCCCUCCAAGUUCCCCAUACUGCGGGUCGACAACAUAUACGUGCUGCCGGGUGUCCCCUCGCUGCUGGUUCAGAAGUGGCGGGCGCUGAAGCCCCGGCUGGCGGAUGCCGCCAUGCCGCCCUUCCGCAACGCCACUCUGCGCCUGUCGAUACAGGACGAGACCCGCAUCGCUCCCGCACUGGACCAGGUUGCCGCGACCCACGGGUCGGAUGUGGCGGUGGGCUCCUACCCCGUGGAGCAGGGCAUCAUCGUCACACUGGACAGCAAGAACCCUGGCGCACUGGCCUCCGCGGUGCAGCAGCUGACUGGGCUGCUGCCCGGGGAGCAGCUGGUGGCGCUGGAGCGGGAUGUGGACACACUGCCGCAGUAGGAGCGGAAGGGGGGGAGAGGGGGAGGGGAGAGGAAAGUGUUGGUAACAAUUGUGCAGACCCGCGGGGCGGAAAGGGGAAAGGGCAGCAGGAUGGAGGGAAGCGGAAGUGGAAAUAAAAGCAAUUGGUCUGAAGCAGGAGGAUGGGGAAAGGGCAGCAGGGUUGCUACUGGGGCUGCUGUAUGAUGUGCGAGGGGAGGAGGGGUCACAACCAGCUGGUCCAUAGAGGCGCCAGGAUGGGAAGCACGUUGCGAGCCGGGCUGUGCUGUUCGUGGUAUGGGGAUAGGGGCAGAGAUCAGGGGCGAUGUCCCAGUGUGAUGUCCCAAGCGCUGAUUGGGUGUUGGGAUUGCAAUGUGCCGUGGUGGCUGUAAGCUUCCUGGUUGGCUGGGGAGCGAUGACUGGGCACACACAACUGCUGCGCUUGGAUUAUUAAGUGGCAUGGGUAUUGGUGGGGAGAGGGGAAGGACGGAUGAGGGGGCGUGGCAAUGUGGUUGCUGCAUGGUUUGCGGAUCAGCACAGGCAGGCAGGGGAGGCAGCACUGCAGGUGGCCGGCCGGCUACAGAGGCGGAGGGUGUGUUACGCCUGGGCGUCAAGUGCUGCUUGCAGGUGUGCGGGGGCCUGAUUGCUGCUUUUCCAGCGUGGAAGAGGUUACCGAGCCCCGGUCCUGGCAGAUGCGGGAGCGUGCAGCUUGCAACGAGGCGGUCGAUGUAGUCGGGGGACAGAAUUAUAUCAGAAUCCACAGGUUGGGGCAAAGCAAUGGGGAUAGGGGGAAGAGGGAAGGGGGCCGCUGCCGCGGUGAAGCCCACGGAUGGCUGGGACAGGUGCCGGCUGCCGCGCCGUUUCGGCUUCUGACAUGCUCUCAUGCCCCGUCUCCCCGCACUCCGCUAAAUGUAAGGAAAGCAACACCA
Molecule: messenger RNA, 3205 nt
Organism: Astrephomene gubernaculifera
Lineage: Eukaryota; Viridiplantae; Chlorophyta; Chlorophyceae; Chlamydomonadales; Astrephomenaceae
Source: the annotation of a GenBank genome assembly